This is a messenger RNA of Dendrobium catenatum, 2777 nucleotides long. Its product is annotated as pentatricopeptide repeat-containing protein At5g39680. NCBI's taxonomy places the organism in Eukaryota, Viridiplantae, Streptophyta, Magnoliopsida, Asparagales, Orchidaceae. The transcript has a single exon. The record is from RefSeq and is a predicted model, not a curated record. Bases 133 to 2184 code for a protein of 683 amino acids. Gene Ontology annotation, molecular function: protein binding; RNA binding; zinc ion binding. Gene Ontology annotation, biological process: RNA modification.
CAUUAAAGCUCUGCAGCUAUGUUGGAUUGAUAGAGGUCGAGUUGUGGAACUAACCGCGGAAAGGCUGAUAAGAAAGGUUCCUUUGAUUCCGGAAAUGCUGAUUUGAUUGCACUAUUUAUACUCUUGGAGAGCAUGCGAGGUCUCGUUUCCAGCCAAACCAGCCUCAGCCUCCUCAAAAUAAUCUCAAAGACAAAUAACUUGAGAUUAGGAAAGUCCGUCCACGCGAAACUAAUUAUCUCCAACUUGUGUGAUAUCAUUGAAUCCAACUAUCUCAUCGAUAUUUAUGCUAAGUGUGGGCAUCUUACUUCUGCGCGCCAAGUGUUUGACCUUAUGCCUAACAGAAAUGUAGUUUCCUACAGCUCGCUAAUGGCGGGCUAUUUCCACGAUGGAUGUCCAUCAGAGGUUCUUUCUGUACUCAAAAUCAUGAGUUCUGAUGAGCUGUGGCCUCGUCCUAAUGAGUUCAUCUUUGCGACAGUUCUCGCAUCCUGUUCUGAUAUGCAAGCUUUCAAAAUGGGACAACAGUGCCAUGCUUAUGUCCUCAAAUCCGGAUUAUCGUUUCAUUCAUAUAUCAGAAAUGUGCUACUCCACAUGUACUCAACAUGUUCUGGUGUGGAAGAUGCUCUAAAAGUUUUCUACUCUAUGCCAGGAGUUGACGUCAUUUCUUUCAAUUCCAUGAUUAAUAGUUUCUUGGAGCAUGGGCGGAUAUGGGAUGCAAUGGAAGUUUUAAAUAAUAUGGUGAGUGAAAUAUGGCAGUGGGAUCAUAUCACUUACGUUGCAGUUCUAGGCCUUUGUGCUGAUUCUAAAGACUCACUUUUGGGCCGACAAGUUCAUUGCCAAAUCUUAAACAGAAGGUUUGAGUCAAAUUUAUUCGUUGGAAGCGCCAUUGUUGACAUGUAUGGAAAGAGCGGCGAUUCUUCUUCUGCUCGGUCAGCUUUUAACGAACUAUCAUGCAGAAAUGUGAUCUCAUGGACGACAAUAAUGGCCGCUUGCACUCAAAAUGCAAGCUUGGAGGAAAGCUUGAAGUUAUUUAUCAAAAUGCAAGUGGAUUGUGUUCAACCCAAUGAUUUAACUUAUACAGUAGCACUCAAUACUUGCGCAGGACUCGCAGCACUGACCAACGGUAACUCACUGAAAGCUCAUAUUGAAAAAACAGGAUAUAUGUCACACUUGAUAGUCUGCAAUGCUUUGAUUAAUAUGUAUUCUAAAAGUGGAAGCAUUGAAGAUGCUGAGGUAAUAUUUGUUGAUCUGACUUGUAAGGACACCAUAACCUGGAACUGUAUGAUCAAUGGCUACUCACAUAAUGGUCUUGGGAGAAAAGCAUUGGAGACUUUCCAUGACAUGCUUGUAAACGAAGUUUCUCCAACCUAUGUAACUUUCAUUGGUGUGUUGCUAGCUUGUGGCCAUCUGGGGUUGGUAGAUGAAGGACUCUAUUAUGUCAAUCAUUUCAUGAGAAAUUUAGGAAUUUCUCCUGGGGUGGAACACCAUACGUGCAUAGUUGGGCUCUUGUGCAGAGCAGGGCUUUUGGAUGAGGCUGAUAGAUACAUGAGAACUACACAUUCUGAAUGGGACUUAAUUUCAUGGAGAACACUCCUUAGUGCUUGCCAAACACAUAGAAAAUUUGGCCUUGGCAAGAAAGUCUCUGACUACAUCCUUCAGUUAUAUCCCAAUGAUGUGGGGACUUACAUCUUGAUCUCCAACAUGUAUGCGAAAGCAAAUAGGUGGGAUGCAGUAGUGAAAGUUAGAAGGUUAAUGAGAGAAAAAUGCAUUAAAAAGGAACCAGGGGUAAGCUGGAUACAGGUGAGGAAUGAGUUGAAUGUGUUUGCUUCAGAGGACAAUCGACAUCCAUUGAUAGAAAAGAUUCAUAAAAGGUUAGUUGAGCUAUUAGAUGAGAUAAAGGGAAUUGGUUAUGUUCCUAUCACUGAUAGUGUUCUGCAUGAUGUGGAGGAAGAACACAAGGAAGGAUACUUGAAAUUUCAUAGUGAAAAGUUGGCUAUUGUUUUUGGGCUUAUUAGCACGCCUUGGGGAGCGCCAAUCCAUGUCAUUAAAAACCUUAGAAUGUGUGAUGAUUGUCACAUUGCUAUAAAAUUGUUCUCUAAGGUUACAAAGAGGAAGAUGGUGGUCAGAGAUGUUAAUCGUUUUCAUUGCUUUCAAGAUGGGAUAUGUUCUUGCAAUGAUUACUGGUGAUAUUGCACAUUUGGUUUCUUACUUUCUUAGAAUUAGCUGCCAGAGAAUUGACUUGGCCAAGUGUCAAAAUAGAAAAUAUUGAAAAAACAAUUAAUUGUAACCAGCGUCAAUGAAUGACUGAGGGCAUCUCCAACUGAAAAUCCUAUUUUUCACUCCAAGAUAUAGUGAAACUCGAAAAAUGUUGUUAUUCAUCUCCAAUCGAACUCCAUUUUAUACGCUUCUGUGAAGUUAACCAUCUUCUCCUCUUUCACCCGUUUCUUCGGCAAAUCCAGUUGAGACAGAAAAAUCGCGUGGGUGAACAUUUUGACGCCAACAUUGGCGUUGCACUGUUCACCCUCCAUUUUAUUUGAAAAAAAGUUCUCAUUACUUAAACAUUUUUCUACUACAUAAAUUUAUAGUUUAAAAAAAUUAUACUAAAAAAUUAUUUGGAAAAGCAGUGAGAGAGCUAUUCCAAUCAAAGCCUUAGAAGGCCUCAGUGUCUACUUACAAAACCUGAAACUGACAAUUUUAAAAUGUGAUAAAAAUAUAUAAAUUUAAAAUUUAAAUUUCUUAAAUAAAUUCUUUAAAAUCAAAUUUUAAAAUGGAAGACAAAG